UGAUCCUCGAAUGGACCUGGAGUUCCGAAAGUCCUUCCACACAAGAGACUUGAAUCCGAGAACUCAAAGUUUGGCGGGCAACGUCUUCGUGCAAAUUCUUGCAAGACAGUACUUCUUGUGUCUGGUGAGAAACACACCUGGGCAGCGCGGAAAGUACAUGACAGCUCGCCAACCCUGGCAAGGACUCUCCUUCCACCAAGUGGCAUGACAACAGCCCAUCUAGAGUCUCCUCACCAAUCAUUCUGACUCUUGGGCAUUUCCCGAGAUAUUUUGCAACCACGGAGCUUGUAAUUAGUUCUUCGGUGCUGCAAAUGUGUGCAUGGUAGGCGAGGCUGUAAGGCUGUAUCACGUGCCGAUAUCGCCCGCCAGCAUCACAGCACGCUGCACGCUGCACGUAAGAGUUAAGAGCUUCACGGAACGAAACGUACUCAUCACCCCGCACGCUUCUUGAACAACAUCGCUUGAAUUUCACGAAAUAUCAUAAGAGCGGUUAUACUGGCCUGCAGUGCGCUGCCAAAAUGUCUGACGACGACUUCAUGCAAGACUCCGACCAGGAGGACUACGACUUCGAAUACGAAGACGACGAUGACGAACAAGGUGGUGACGUGGACAUCGAGAACAAAUAUUAUAAUGCGAAGCAAAUGAAGGCCGACAAUCCUGAGGAAGCCCUGGAAGAGUUCUUGGGCGUGCCCGCGUUAGAGCCUGAAAAAGGAGAAUGGUACGUGGGAAUUCUCUUGGAACCGUGUGUCGAUAAAUUCAGUUCAGUAACGUGGGAACAGGGGCUUCAAAGCGUUGAAGCAAGCCAUUAAAGUUGAAUUCAAGUUGAAACGAUAUGAAGAUGCUGUCGUUCACUACAAAGAGCUUCUCACGUAUGUGAAAUCGGCGGUGACCCGCAAUCAUUCCGAAAAGUCGAUCAACAAUAUGCUCGACUUCGUGGAGAAGAACGCAGAAGACGAUGCGGCAAAUACAUCCAUCGAGCAAUUCUACUCGCUCACACUAGACUCAUUCGCGAACACGAACAAUGAGCGGUUAUUCCUCAAGACUAACAUCAAGCUCGCGCGAUUAUGGUUCGCACAAAAGAAUUUUCGUCGCCUCGCGGAGAAGCUUCGGACUCUGCACAAAGCAUGCCAGAAAGAAGACGGUACCGAUGAUCCCAGCAAGGGCACCAUGUUGCUUGAAGUGUAUGCGCUCGAGAUUCAAAUGUAUGCCGAGACGAAGAAUAGUAAGCGUUUGAAGGCCCUGUACCAGCGUGCACUACGUGUCAAGUCAGCAGUUCCACACCCGAAGAUUAUGGGAAUCAUUCGCGAGUGUGGAGGCAAGAUGCAUAUGAGCGAGGAGAAUUGGAAGGAGGCACAGAGCGACUUCUUUGAGAGCUUCAAGAACUACGACGAGGCAGGCUCUCUGCAGCGCAUCCAAGUUCUGAAGUAUCUCGUGCUUACGACCAUGCUGAUGGGCUCCGACAUCAAUCCAUUUGACUCGCAGGAGACUAAACCGUACAAGAACGACCCUCGUAUAGCUGCUAUGACUGACUUGGUCGACGCAUAUCAGCGCGAUGAUAUACACACCUAUGAGAAGAUUCUUCAAUCGAACACAGACUUGCUAAGCGAUCCAUUUAUUGCAGAGAACAUUGAUGAAGUCACACGGAACAUGCGGACGAAAGCCGUUUUGAAGCUGGUCGCGCCGUAUACGCGAUUUACUUUAGAUUUUAUCUCGAAACAGCUAAAGAUAUCCCUAGCGGAAGUGCAAGACAUCCUUGGAUUUCUCAUUGUUGACAAGAAGUUGCACGGCAAGAUUGACCAGCGAGCUGGUACCGUCGAGGUCGAAAGUAAUACAGACAUGGACCGGGUCAACGCAAUACGAGAGUGGAGCUCGGCAAUUGGCUCGCUAUGGAGCACAGUGCUGAACGAGGGCGAGGGCUUCAGAUCUGAAGAAGCUUCCGGCUUUGCGGGACCUAUCUUGACAGCCCAACCUAGCAAACCGUCGAAAGCGUUCGGAGGCAAAGGAAAAGGCGUGGGCAAGGGUAAAGGCAAGGUCCCGGGUUUGGCCGCGAAGGGAUGAGAAGAGACAUGACGUUACGGGCAAUGGGUAUCGACGGUGCUGCAACAACCUGUGUCUCGGGGCGUUGCAAAGAAAGAAACGGAUAUUGGCAAGUAAUUUGCCUCUGGUGGCAAGCCAACAGAUCACGAAUGACACCACAGUCACUAGGAAUAAAUACUUAGGUAGCCGAAGCUCACGGACCUAAUGCAAAAGAGUGCCAUAGCAGCCACACUGCUAAGGUUGGACAGAUCAAGUCAAGUAUCCCGAAAUACGGUGCAUCGCUUGAUGGAGGUAUUUGUAUUUUUUCAUUGUAUUUCCCCCAAUCGUUUUGACUACCUGCUUUCUGCCGACACAGCAUGGAGAUUUCACAGCAUGGAAGUUUUAAGCGGGCGUCGACCGUUCUGG
Messenger RNA from Verruconis gallopava, 2442 nucleotides. Its product is annotated as COP9 signalosome complex subunit 2, variant. The coding region runs from base 922 to 2058 and encodes 378 amino acids. Gene Ontology annotation, cellular component: COP9 signalosome. The transcript is spliced from 2 exons. Gene Ontology annotation, biological process: protein deneddylation. Lineage: Eukaryota; Fungi; Ascomycota; Dothideomycetes; Venturiales; Sympoventuriaceae. The record is from RefSeq and is a predicted model, not a curated record.